AUGCAUAAGUUCACUCCCCGCCGCCCGCUGCAGGUGAACGUGCUCUGCGUCGCGCGCGUGGCCAGGGUGUUCCUGCCGCUGCUGCGCCAGUCGCCGCACUGCGGCCGGCGAUUCGUCAUCGUGAACAGCGUGUGGAGCCGCAUGGCCGUUCCGGGUACCGGACCGUACUGCAUGAGCAAGUACGCCGUACGCUGCUUCACCGAAGUUCUGCGCCGCGAGCUGCUCAAUUUCGGCAUCUACGUGGUCGGCAUCGAGCCGAACCUGCACCGGCUGCCGCAGACAAAACCCAGUUCGCUGCUGGAGUCCUACAAAAACGUGUGGGAGCAGCUCCCUGACGACGUCAAGGAAAUCUAUUCCAAGGGAUACGCAGACGAAAUGGAGGACAACAUCCGGCGAACAAUAGCGAAAGAGCCGGAUCCGAUUGUUUUAGACGUCGCCAAGAAAAUGCUGGACUCCGUGCAAACGGCGUAUCCCAGCAAGAUCUACCAGCCCGACCUGUUGAGCUGGAAGAUUCUGAACAGCGAGUACGCCAUGAUUGGAAAGGCUCCUCAAGCCCUGUGCCCCAAUUUCAGUUGA
Dermacentor albipictus is the source of this 576-nucleotide messenger RNA. RefSeq names its product dehydrogenase/reductase SDR family member 9-like. Gene Ontology annotation, molecular function: oxidoreductase activity. Gene Ontology annotation, cellular component: intracellular membrane-bounded organelle. NCBI's taxonomy places the organism in Eukaryota, Metazoa, Arthropoda, Arachnida, Ixodida, Ixodidae. The record is from RefSeq and is a predicted model, not a curated record.